Messenger RNA from Acyrthosiphon pisum (pea aphid), 4139 nucleotides. RefSeq lists its product as uncharacterized. Lineage: Eukaryota; Metazoa; Arthropoda; Insecta; Hemiptera; Aphididae. The record is from RefSeq and is a predicted model, not a curated record. Bases 35 to 3889 code for a protein of 1284 amino acids. The transcript has 6 exons. Gene Ontology annotation, molecular function: metal ion binding; hydrolase activity, hydrolyzing O-glycosyl compounds; chitin binding. Gene Ontology annotation, biological process: carbohydrate metabolic process.
UCACUUUUUUAAUUCCCAAGAAACAAGUUUGAAAAUGGAACCAUCGACAAAUUCAAUGAUUCUUGUAGCUCAAAGUAAGUCAAAUUUUACGCUGGCCGCGUUUGAUCAAGUAAAUCCGUUUAGCCAAGACGAGAACAUGAUAUUGGGAUGUUUUUCCGGUACAAAUGAACAAACACAAACGUCAUUGACAGUCUUUGGAAAUCCUAGUGGAACGACUGAAGUGGCAAAACGGCGUAAAAGAGGGUUUUUUGACUGGAUAGGCAAAGCGGUUAAAUCGGUAGCUAAUACAGUGGUAAACGCUGUAAAAGACACAGUAAAAGGCGUCGUUGACACAGCAAAAGGAGUUGUGAAGGCUGUAGAUAAAGUAGUCAAAGGUGAUUUAAAAGGGGCAAAAAAUGCUAUUACUAAUAUACCCAUAGUGAAAGACAUAAAGAAUGCGGUAGAAUUUGGUGGGGCCGUUAUUACUGGAGACUGGGACACCGCGAAAGAGAAAGGAAUUGAUUUAUUGGGAUCGUCUCUGGUUGAUGUCGGUCUUACUGUUAUAGCGCCGGGUGUAGGAAAAAUCAUUGGUACAGGGUUAAAAUCCAUAGCUAAAGGGUCCAAGACGGCCGUUAAGAAUAUAAAAAAACAAUCCGAUAAGGUAGAACAUACAAUUAAACCAAAACAAAACAAUAUAAAUGAAGAAAACAAAAAUGGAAAACUGAAACCUAAAGACAAAGAUAAGAAAAAAGAAGACGUCGACCGUUGUGAGAGUCGACGCACGCGGACAACUAGCUCACAAAAAGGAAAGCAUAGUUGUAAACGAGCCGAGUGUGACGCGCCAAAGGGUGUUCGUUUUUCUUUGACAGAGUCAUUUGAAAGUUGUAGCAAAAAACAAGUUGGAUCUAAAUGUCAUUACGAGUGUAAGGUGGGAUAUGAAGAAAAAGGCCCGAGUGCAACGUGCACCAAGAAAACAAAUCAAAUGACCGCGUGGGAUCCUCAACCAGAAUGUUCCUUGUAUAAGUGUAGUGAUACUAUGUUCCCCAUAAUUGCUGUGAAAACUCCAAAGAUCGAAAGUCUUACUUCAAUUCCGACAAGUAAAUAUAUAGUCGUGUAUGUAGUUAUGUUCGACAAAUCACGAAAAAUACCAGUGUGGUCAGUAGCUUUACACCAAAGUAACCAAUUCCAAUCCAAAAGCUACAAUGACGCCAAAGACGUUGGUCGAAAAAGUUUCUUUAGGUAUCCGUGCACUGCUUUACUUCAACAUCAGGCUGUUGGUAGCGAUUAUAGCAAUUCUGGAUGGGAUCAAGGUCAUUUGACUCCUGCAAAUAUAGCUCGAUGGUCUGAAAAAGCUUCGAAAAGUACAUUUUCAUUCAUAAAUAUAGCCCCUCAGGUACCGUAUAUAAACGAACAUCCCUGGCAAAAAUUAGAAUUUCAUGUGGAGUGUUUUAGUACGAGACGUCGUACCCUCGUCGUUACUGGUGUUUGCAAAGAAUCGUUAGGUUUGAAAAUCGGAAAAAAAAAAAUUGAUGUCCCCAAGUGUUUUUGGAAAAUGUUGUGCUAUAAAGAUGAAAAAAAUAAAGAGCAAGUCGUGGGUUUCAUCGGGGAUAAUUCACUCAUAAAACCCAGUACGAUAGCCGACAGAGAAAAAGACAUAUUCACUGCAAGAUCACAAUCGGAAAUUGAAAAACUAUACGACAGUACAUUGGGCAAUCCGUGGGUCAAGUCGAUUGAAGUGACGGCUGGUCGAGAAGUCGGUAUUAAUCCUGGAUUUGACAACGAUGCAGAUUCAGGGACGAUAUGGCUGCCGGUGAACGUGUUCGACUGUAUGAACGUUAAAACAAUUGACGAUCACGAGAAAAAAGGAUGGGAAGAUAAAUUAAUGAGUAAAAAGAGAAAGCAAAAACGAGAUAUUUCAGAUCGAUUUUCUAGGGGCUGUACACCGUCGGAACUAGACGAGAAACAAGAACUGUUCGAUCUAAUCAAAAAACGUCAAGCCGCAGUAGUGGGCGACUCGGCGGAUGAUGACGACAAUGAUUUGGAGGACCAUAAUUCACCUCCGAGUGGUAAUGUCGAGGUGUCAGUACAAAACUGUGGUAAACGAAUUAUCGGGUAUUACACUUCGUGGGGAUUAAAGAAGAUAAGGAGCGAUGCGUUGGCCAAGCUGACGCACGUAAUUUAUGCUUUUUUGGAAAUUCGCGCCGACGGCACCGUCGACCUGGGAUCACCGGACAUAGCACACAGUCCUAACGUAGAAGAAGAAACUGCCAAAGCACGAAGUAGGCUGGAGCAUCUCAUGAACUUGGCCAAGUUCUACCCACAUGUAAAAGUCAUGUUUGCCGUUGGAGGAUGGGAAAAUUCUCAGUAUUUUAGUAGAAUUGCCGCGUCAUCCGAUAGCAGGGUGAGGUUUAUCGCUUCUGUUGUUAAACUCAUAGAAAAAUUCGGUUUCGAUGGGGUGGACAUUGACUGGGAGUAUCCAGUGACCGGUGGAGCCGUAGAAGGUGUGCCACAAGACAAAACUAAUUACGUUCUUCUCAUGAAAGACUUACGACAGGCUCUGGACGUUUUUGCGGCGGACGCAGGUCGUAAAAACAAAUUUCUCAUAUCUUUUGCCGGAGCUGCUGGACAAUGGACACUGGAUCCAGGUUUUGAUUUGCCAGGAUUGCUACAGUACGCAGAUUUCGUGAACGUAAUGACCUAUGAUUUCUUCGGCGCUUGGUCAAGUAAAUGGGGCGCGUACACGGGACCUCCAGCACCACUGUAUUUUGGAAUGCCACCUAGGUUUUCUGGCAAAACCAACGUGGACUGGACCAUUAAAUAUUACACUUGCAAAUCCAAACUUCCUCAUAAAAUCAACAUGGGUAUUCCGUUUUAUGGUCGGUUUUGGAAUAACGUCGGUGACUCUGUGGAUGGGAAGGACCAGAUGUGGCGAACGGCAAACGCGGUAAACGGUGUUUUCCAGGGUGGUUAUACACCGUGGUUCAAGAUAAAAAAAGACCAUUUGUCGGACCAACGUUUCGAACAGAGCUUUCAUGAAAAGAGUAAAUCACCGUACGCUUGGAACGCAGCCACUAAAGUAUUUUUGGGUUACGAAAAUAAGAAGUCUUUAGAGUAUAAAGUCAAGUAUGCGGCCGAAAAAAAUGUAGGUGGUUUGAUGAUUUGGUCUGUAGAUUUGGAUGAUGACGAUCUCACACUUUUGAACACUGUAUAUACCGCACCCUUAUGUGACAAAACGAAUCCUAAUGACAUAAAUCAUAAAUGUUCACCAAUAGAUGAAAAACGUUGGUGGACAUCUGAAGACGGAGAUGACUUUGCAGGGUUGUGUGGUCGCUCCGCUCCACUAUACAAAGGUUAUUAUCCAGUAUGCGAUCCGGACGAUCCUGGUUACAGCUGUUGCGGACCGUCCGGAUAUUGUGGAUCCGGUGAUAAAUACUGUGAUUGUCCAACGUGCAAGGACUUUGGAAAUGAUCCAAAAAUAAUAUUGGACGAACCAAUCAAACCAACCGUUCCCGUAUCGUGGUAUUUCCUGGACGCGAAAGAAGGCCUGCGCGGAAGGUGUGGUCGAAAGAUACCAAAAAUCAACGGUGUGUUUCCCACCUGCAAUCCAGACGACGAAAAUGCAUAUUGCUGUUCUAACGGAAACUAUUGCGGUAAGGGAGCUGAUUUCUGUGACUGUCAAGGGUGCGUGAAUUUCAAAAAGAAACCGUCGUACCGAUUUGGACCAAAGAAGUGGUGGACCCUGGAAGAUGGAGAAAAGAGAGCUGGCACGUGUGGUCCGAAAGCGGACAAGGUUGAUGGCAAAUACGAGGCCGAGUGCGAACCCAACACUAAAUUCAGCUGUUGUAGUCCAAACGGGUACUGCGGUUCCGGAUCAGAUUAUUGCGAUUGCAAAGGCUGUAAACGAUUUUAAUAACAUCGUUUACAUAUUAUUAGUUAUUCCGUAGAUUCCAAAAUAGUGAUUUUGUUAAACAUUAAUUAUUGUUAGGUAAGCACCUAUUCACUCAUAAUUCUGAUUUUUUUUUUAAAUUAUUACCUACCUCUUUUUCUAACGAUUUCAAGUAGCCAUGUACGCAAAUGUAUUAUAAUUUAUAAUAAUUUAUUAAUCGAUACAAUUUUACUGUAAUAUUAAGUACUAAUAAUAAUUUAUGUGGCCGUACCUU